AUGACAGUCACCGAUCACUCCCCGCCAAUUGUGAAUGAAGAGAAGUUGGACGUCGAUAAGAAAGAGCCCUUACAUCCGACCAAUAGUGUGGUUGAAGGCCAGUCGCAGCAACUGCAGGAGGACCGAAAUGGUCAAUUUCAUCGAUCGUUCUCCCCUCGCCAAGUUCAUAUCAUAUCCCUCGGAUCAAACAUUGGAAGCGGAGUAUUCAUCGCAACUGGCAAGGCCUUGGCUACCGGCGGCCCAGAGAUGACGAUCGCCUUUCCUGUAUCUGGAAAUUACAUUGACUAUGCUGAUCGCUGGGUUGACCCGGCGCUUGCUUUUGGUGCUGGUUUUGCUGAGUGGCUCGGAUGGACCGCCAUUGUAGCAGCUGAGACAGGAUUCUUCCAUGUGCUGAUCCAGCUAUGGGCACAGGAAUCCUUCCCUUUGGCCGGAUCGGUGUCGAUUUUCCUUGUCGCCUGCUUCGUCAUAUUUCUCCUCCCAAAUAAAGCAUUUGCGUGGUUCGAAUACUUCACGUCUCUGAUCAAGAUCUUCCUCUUCCUGAUCAUCAUUGUCCUGUCUCUGGCUUUGGUACUUGGAGCCGGACCGAACGGCCGCAUACAUCAUGGAGAGACGUGGACGCAACUGCCUCCAUUCUUGAAUGGGUUCACUGGCUUCGCAAAUUGCGGCCUACUUGCUACUUGGGCAGUUGGUGAUCAAGUCUUCAUCGGCAUUAUGGGCGGCGAGGCGGCGAGUCCACGCUUUUCGAUGGCCCAUGCGACGAAACUCGUACCCUUUCGAGUCAACUUCAUCUACAUGAUCAGUGUUGUUUUUAUCACAAUAUUGGUACCUUCCAACGAUGAGAGACUGCUUGGCGGAAGCGGCGUUGCAGCUUCACCUUUCAUUAUCGCCGUUGAGAAUUCCGGUAUUAGGGGAAUCUCGUCACUGCUGAAUGCUGGAAUGUUGUUUGGUGUGUUGGCGAUCGCCGCCGAAUCAGUCUAUAUCUCUUCCAGAGUUCUCAGAUCCAUGGCUCACCAGAAACUUAUCUCCGAGCGCCUCGCGAGGGUAGACUCAAAGGGACGACCAAGACUCGCGCUUCUCAUCACUUGCGCUGUAGCGAUCAUCCUGUCAUACAUCCAACUCGCAUCUGCUGGACUUGAAGUUUUGAACUGGUUGAUAUCUAUCACCAGCGCCUCAUUCUUCACGAACUGGAUCAUCAUCUCUUUCACCAACUGGCGCUUCCAUGGAGCUCUCAAGGCACAGAAUGAUCCGCUAUUCUCCCAGACCUAUGCCUGGCGGUCUGCCGCUUGGCCGCUGGCCCCAGCAUGGUUGAUGCUCGUCUCGUUGAUUCUUCUGGCUUCAUGCCUUAUUUGUGGCAUUGACGUGAUAGGUAGCGAUUCAUUCAGUGCAAAGAAUUUCUUCCAGUACAUGAUAGGUUUCCUUCUCAUUGUCAUAUUCACGGCCGGAUACAAGAUCAUUUACAGAACACCAUGGCGAGAUCUCAAGACCGCUGAUUGCAUCAGAGGCCGACGUAAUUUGAGCGUGGAGGAAAUCAACCAGUUGGACGACUACUACAAGAUGUCUAAAUGGAGAAGGUUCCUAACAUACGUACAACUGUGGUAG
This is a messenger RNA of Colletotrichum karsti, 1599 nucleotides long. Its product is annotated as amino acid permease. Gene Ontology annotation, molecular function: amino acid transmembrane transporter activity. NCBI's taxonomy places the organism in Eukaryota, Fungi, Ascomycota, Sordariomycetes, Glomerellales, Glomerellaceae. The coding region runs from base 1 to 1599 and encodes 532 amino acids. The transcript has 8 exons. The record is from RefSeq and is a predicted model, not a curated record. Gene Ontology annotation, cellular component: membrane. Gene Ontology annotation, biological process: amino acid transmembrane transport.